AUGGAUGGGCGAUGCAGAAGACGCGAUGGUGUUUUUGGAGCGAUGGUGGGUUGGGAGGCUGGAAAGCUCCAGCACGAAAUUUCAGAAGCUCCAGGUUCCCACUUGACGCCUGAGACCUGCGUGGUGGAGACCCGCGGCGUCGGCAUCUUGUUGAUCCGAGCUCCCCGAAAUUUCGGGCUGCAACUGGACUUACGUAUACCAUCGGGCGUCAUGGAGCCGGCUUUCAGAAGAGCAGCGUCAAGCGCUUGCGGGCAAUGCUCUGCAGCAUUGAGAAGGCAAUUAGUUGCCAACGGAGUCCCUAGAAUCACCCCUCGCAUCGCAUCAGUCCACUCGACCCGAAGCCUCCAUUCCACCGUUUCUAGGAGAUCGAAGGCCAACAAUGUGCCCACAAGACAAUUCUCUUCGACCCCGAAAGCCUCGAGCGAGGCGGCAGCUGUAAAGCCCUCUACCAACGAAUCGUCGACCCCCAAGCUCCGAUCAGACGACCUGUUCCACUCUUUCACGAAUUCACCCAUCCCGGAGAUUCGACGACGUGCGGCUUUCAUGCGCCAACAUGCCUACUGUUCUCACCCCGAUCAUCGCGCGACAAGGGUUCCGACCGUCGCACCCCAUGGCGAAGAGAAGCAAUCGCAAACGGGUCAGCUGGCGCCGGCGCACGUCGAUUUCGAGUGUCCUGAUUGUGGAAUUCCCGUCUCCUGUAGCAAGGAGCACUGGAUGGACGAUUACGAGGCUCACCUCGAGAUCUGCGAUACUUUGAGGGAGAUCAACGAGGAUGACCAUGACCUGAGAUCUGGCCGGACCUUCCCGGAGUUCGUUAUGGCAGAUGAUCAGAUGCCCGAGGCGGUCGUCAACAUGACCAACUGGGACACCUUCAUGUACAGCCGCGAGUUCGAGGCUAUCAAUGAUGAGCGCAGCAUGCGACAGGUCACGAAGAUGCUCACAUACCCCAUCACAAUUGGCAGUGUUCUGCAUGAGUUGAGCCCUUACAGCGUCAAGCAGGGGGAGAGGUUGACGAGCGAGGGUUUGAAGAGUUUGAGUGCUUUGCGGUAUACUCUUCAUCCUCCUCUUUCCGGGAAGGGUACUACCAUGAAGGAACUUCGUCCUGAGGCACCUCCCGUGAGAGUCUUCUGCUUGGGAGCGCGUGCCGAAUCAUCCCUGCCCAGAAACGUCUGGCUCCAGCUUGCUCAUCUCUUCCCAGAGAGCAAGAUUCAUCUGAUCUUCAUUGGCCCCGAAAGCAUGGCUAACCGAGACGAUGAAUUCCCUCUGCCGCAGCGGACGCCCGAGAACCCAUUUGGUAUGGUAAUCGAGGACCGGAUAUCGCACAAGAUGAAGAUCAGCACCAUCGUGGACUACUACCACACCAUCCAUAAGACCGGAUACUUUGCGCCUUACGACCCGUACUUUGACUGCUUCUGCCUCUUCCAUCCUGGUUUGGGCCAUCCCGCAAGCAGCCACGAGUGGACCGAGACGCUUCCUAUGCUUCUGGAGACCAAGGUCCCAAUCAUUGCUACAGGUUACACCCAGUUUGAUAUGGAGAGAGAUAUCGAAUGGGUCAGAAAGACCGCUGCUGGCGAGUUUGAUGUUCUGUUGGAGCCUGGCGAAAACCUUUUUCGCAGCUUGAGGUGGGAUCUGAAUGACCUGGAUCCCCAGGACGUCAGCUGUGGAAACUGGGGAGUGUGGGCGUUCCGUGGAAAGAGGUAUGAGACGACUAAGAAGGAUGACGAAGGUUCUGUAAAUAAGUGUAUCAUACUCACCGGCAUGUGCAUUAAUUGUAUGAUCUGUACCGAAGACACUGCGAGGAUCAUGACGCACGAAGAUCACAGAUAUUCAGUCAUGCUACUGAGCUGUGCUAAGAUGGGGCGAUUCUCGACGUUUUCUGUUGCGCCAACCUUGCACCAAAGACAAGCAAGGCAAGACAAGCGCAUGCGUUGUCAAAUGUUCCGGCAGGUCGGGUCCGGUGGCCGGGGCAAGUGCCGGGUUGUCCUCUGCAGAUGCGGGCCACUCCGGCAGCGGCCUGCAGAGCACAGGGCCACGGCCAUUGAGCCGCUAAACGCACCUGCAACGGGAGACAAGCCCUUCCUUGUAACCGACCAGCACCGGGGGGCAGAUCAGCGUCGUCCGAAAUCUUGCUGGCUGCAAGUCAAACUUGACGACAGCUCACUCUCGCGACUUUUGACUGCCACCACGGCCAUGGCAGCUGUCGCUACCCCUCGCGCUCCGACGCCGCGACCGAAAGCCCCCGCGACCGUCAGCUUCUUGAACGAUCCGGCCGCGGCCGCUCCUACACCUCUGGCCACCCCCGGCGCCGAACGAACCCGCCCUCCGCUACAGACCAAUCCUUCCGCUCGCCGAUCUGCUCGACCUACUCCUACAGACUAUCUCUCCGACAAAGCAACCGCCGCCUUCAUCCGCCGUGUCCUGUGCUCCAAGCACCUCGCCGAAAGGGGGAGGGCAACACCGUCCCCGAUCGAGGAACUACUGCCACCCCUGACCAGCCGAAACGAUGUCGAUCUUCAGAUAUACGCACUCAUAUCUGUGAUUCUGAGGGAAUACGUACAAGUGUGGUACAGCAAAAUCACACCCGAUGACACUUUUGUAGACGAAAUCGUCCAAAUAAUCGCCCAUUGUACAAGGGCCCUGGAGCAGAGAUUGCGAAAGGUCGACCUCGAGAGCCUUUUGUUUGACGAGCUUCCCGAUUUACUGGAUAGACAUAUCCUCGCCUACCGCGCGGCGCAUGAUCCGGUGUCUCGACCACCAACUGAAAUAGACCCACGAGAAAUCUAUCAUUCACUAUGCCCUUUGGCUCCUUUGACGCCCAUACCUCGCCCCGAAGACCCCUCGUCUGUUGCGAGACAGCAAGAGAACGAGACGCUUUAUCGUCAGCUGUUGGUACAGGGCGUCCUGGCUGUUCUCCUACCGACCGAAGACCUCGAAAACGAUUGCUUGACCUCUCUGGUUGGCCAAAUCUUCUCCGAGCUCAUCAUUGGCAACGUCCUCGCCAAUCGUCUUUCGCAACCAUGGCUCAUUUACGAAAUAUUUAUCAUCCUCACCAGAGUUCUCGACAGGAAAGCAUCAGAGCCUAUCGAAGAGGGAGUGGCGGAGGCGUUGCAGGCCGGGUCAACAUCCGCCCUCCCCAGGCCUGUUCGUCGCAGUUGGUCCAUUCAGGGCGCGUUCUGGUCGCUCGUACAAUGGUCAUUUCUCGCUUUCUCGACUGUCCGCUUCCUCGUCAUCACUCUCGCAAUGUCUUCAUCCCUGCCACCAAGGUUAGACGGCGAGCUGAAUGAAAAGGACCAAGUGACUGGUCAAAUAUCGCAUUCGAAGACGUUGAAUCCUCCAGCUAGCUCGAACGAAGGGCAGCCUGUCAAAACACCCAUUGCUGCCUUCAAGCUGUGGAGUUGCGUAGCAGAUUUGAUCGAAAUGGACUCUCGCAUGCCUUGGUUGAGUGGAAUCAUGUCACUUUUCCAGCUCGGGGCAAUGAGCGGCCCAGGACGUAUUGCUGGUCUCAAUGGAGCCAUGGACAGGUUCAAGUCACUGGAUCUCAACCAGCUCCACCUAGUUGGCUGCACUGUGGAUGGAUUUGUGGAUGAAUUGAUACGGGCUAUGGCGACACACACCUUGGGCCGAAAUAUGCUGUGUGACAUUCACACCUGGCCCAUUCUGCGACCCAACCCUGACUUGACCUCGUCCCCCCGAAUCCUCAAAACAUGCGGUUGCAUCCCAAGGACCUCGUGGCUUCCGACCAAUCGCAGCAGGCGUCAACUUUGCUCGCCUCCGAUUGCUCGAUGGGCCCUCGCGGGGCUGCGCUUCCAUCCACCAGCAAGCCUCAUUUACGCGCCCAAGUCCAACAGCGAGCAUCAUUUUGCAGGGGUUCAUUUUCAUCACCGUCAUCUUCUUUGCCCAGCGCACGCCUACGAAAAUACGACGCUUGGUCACCUACGGAAAACUAUCAGUCCUGCUCGCCUCCUGACGCCCCGCUGCGAAGUCGGUGGUGAAAGCGGCCUCGCAUAUCGGGACGCAAAUCCUACCUGCGCGGCCUCUUUCACCAUCUGGUCAUCCGAUGCGUAUAAUCAGGCCGGAACGGUCCAGGCCUUGGGCAGUGACUCGAUCCGUCCCGAAAAACGGGCUAGCAGCUUGCCGGUCCCCGCUCAGCGCCUAAUUGCCCGCCCUCCAUGGACCGAUGCGAAGCUGGGCGGACUCAAGCUUGGGAGCUUAGCUGGCAUUUCCGGGUCUCUGCGCAUUGCCAUGACCAAAUCAGAGCCUUCUAGACUGAAGCCAUUGAGCCAUCUCAACAACCAAAGACAACAACAUCCGCUCAUUUCGCACACCAUUCACCAACGUCUUCUCGACGCCGCAUUACUGCCAACCAUUCUCCGAUCCAUCCGCGCCGCUCUCUUCCCCAACAACGCCCCCGGCGUCUCGACCUUGGUGGCCCCCUCUUCCGACGAGGAGCUGCGUUCCUUACGCCGCAGGUGCGCUAGCGCCAUGCUAGCCAGCAUCCCGCCCUGGUUGGCUGGCCUGUAUCUAGGCGGGCGAGGCCUUGGCUUCCGGUGGCGGUCCGGACCGGAGUCAAGGCCUGGUGCUGCUGAUGAUGCUGCUCCUUUGCCCAUGAGCGAGAGCGAGGCCGAUGUUCCUGGCAGGGGUGAUGCCACUAACGGGAACAGAACUAAUGAUUUAGGUAAUGAAAGUAAAGAGAAUGAGGACGAGGAUCAGCAGCGAAUGCUGGCCGAGAUCGAAGAGAGCAUACUCGAUAUCUUCUCAGACGAAUACUGCAACAAGCACUUGGUGUACAGCAUCCUGGAGCUGAUUCUGGUGAGACUGAUGCCGGAGCUGGUGGAGAAGGGCGUCGUUGAACUCUGGGAGGAGCGUCUGAAUACCCUUGUUAGUCUGAAAAACGCAUUUUGUAAUUCCGCAUGA
Molecule: messenger RNA, 4914 nt
Organism: Colletotrichum lupini
Lineage: Eukaryota; Fungi; Ascomycota; Sordariomycetes; Glomerellales; Glomerellaceae
Exons: 20
Coding region: 1-4914 (1637 amino acids)
Biological process (GO): mitochondrial respiratory chain complex IV assembly
Cellular component (GO): extrinsic component of mitochondrial inner membrane
Source: RefSeq, a predicted model, not a curated record